AUGAUACUGCUCAUGAUGACACUACUACAUCUGCUCAUCACGGUCGGAGCUUCAGCCUCUACCCCAGCCUUGAGCAUUAAGAGUCCGGAUGGAGACGUGAUUGACUGCAUAGAUAUCUACAAUCAACCGGCGUUUAGUAAUCCACUUUUGAAAAGCCAUGAACUUCAGGAGUUUCCUACGGAGAUGCCUAAUUUGGAAAUAGCAGCUGAGACACCAAACUGGCAGGUGUGGCACACGACCGGGGAAAAAUGUCCCCCGCGAACAAUCCCCAUUCGUCGGACUACGGACAUUUCUCACUCAAAAUAUCCCAAACCCUACUACAAAUCCUUAGCGGACGCCACUAGAGGGCAUAAGUACGCGAUCGGAUUUAUUCGAAACGGAGGGCCGAUAUAUGGAACAAGAGCAUCUCUCAACGUUUGGGAGCCACUAGUAGAAGCAGCAGAUGACUUCAGCUUAUCUCAGGUCUGGCUCGCAUCGGGAUCAUUCGCCAAUGGAGAUGUCAACUAGUCCGUCGAAGCGGGUUGGCAAAUCAGUCCAGAGAGGUAUCACGACCACCAACCGAGAUUCUUUACAUUUUGGACGAGAGAUGCGUAUAACAACACAGGAUGCUACAGCACCCACUGCGGGGGAUUUGUGCAGACCAGCAGCACAAUCGCCCUUGAAGCUGCUAUCACACGUACCUCUGCAUUUGGAGGCCCUCAGUUCGACAUCACGAUUCAGAUCUGGAAGGAUCAAUCUUCUGGGAACUGGUGGCUGGGACUGGGCCGCAACAUGGAGCUAGUUGGUUACUGGCCAGCUGCAAUCUUUACAGGCCUAGCUGAUCACGCAGAGAAGGUAGAAUGGGGAGGCGAGGUUCUGUCCCUGAAUAGUACUGGCACAAACACCAUUCUUCAAAUGGGAUCGGGAGAAUUCGCUGAAAAAGGCUUCGGGAAAGCUGCUUACGUAUGUAAUAUCCUAGUUGCCGAGAACAACCAGACUUUGGUUCCAGUCCAAGAUUUUGGGGUACAAGCUCAAUUCCCAAAAUAUUAUUCAGUUAAAAGGUCGCAAACUAAAGGUUGUGGGAAGCACUUUUAUUUCGGCGGGCCAGGGCAAACGCGUUCGGGGGCAGUUCGUGGAACAUUGGCGAGUGCGUUGCUAUUAUUGUAUUUGGCUUUUUUCUUGUGUGUUUAG
Molecule: messenger RNA, 1170 nt
Organism: Brassica oleracea var. oleracea
Lineage: Eukaryota; Viridiplantae; Streptophyta; Magnoliopsida; Brassicales; Brassicaceae
Exons: 7
Source: RefSeq, a predicted model, not a curated record